GAGCAAGCGUCUCUUAGGUGGGGGUUGUUCGGGCAAAAGAGGGAGGCUCUUUACGAGGGAGGAAGGGAGAGUCCGCGGGUUGAGUGUGGUAAUUCGAAAAAUAAGUCUCCGCGGGCGACAAGCACACUUGACCGAAGCACACUCGAAUCGAAAGGGUCGAGCACUCGGGAAUAACAAUUAAUAACGCCAGUCGGCCUACCAGCGAUCCUCUGGCUGCUCGAGAGCCUCCAGGGAUUAUGUGAACGCGGAAGACAUCUAGCAUUCGUCGGCCGAUUCUCCGCUCCGACGUGUCGGCGACGCUGGUAACGAGCGAGAGUGACAGUUGAGUGACUGGGAAAAUUCAGUGUAAUCUUUCAAUAAGUUCACAAAAGAGGUGAAAAAGAAAACAAUACAUUACAAAGACAAGAUAGUGGACCUAGGUGACUAUUCGUAACAUGUGACGCGACGAGCUUCCUCGUGUGUGUACGGUCAACGGUUUGUAACGUAAUUAUGAAGAAAAAGAUUGGAAAAAUUUGAAAAAGAGACAAUUGCGAAAAAUCAAUUUUCAGACAGUUUUUAUCGUAAUUAUCGCGAGAUCUGCGAGAAGCUCGUACGAAAUACUAAGUGAUGGAAGACGAUAAGCGCAGCGAAACCUCGCCGAAACCUUCUCAACCGACUCCCUUCAGCAUCGCCGACAUUCUAAGUCGGAGAACCUCCUGCGCGGAUUCGAAAAGAUGCGACUUGGAGAAAAUCCAGGCUGUAGUUUCCGCGCCGAUUAGAAAACACAAUCGGGAUUACGAGCGCGUAACAGAGAACGAGCAGUUUGACGGAAACUACGAUCAUGAUCAGAUGAUUCAUUAUCCGAGAUUGCCCACCCCGGAGCUGAGCAUGGCGCACGAACUGGAUAUCCUGAGAAGGAAUCUAGCGCAAGCAAAUUUAUCAAAUUUUGGAAACAUCCCGCAUUUAACCCAGGGAUCUUUCAAGCAUCAUCUCGAGACUCUGGAAAACUUGACGGCGUAUCAGCCUGUUAAAGAACCGAUGGAGACCUCUCACAGACAGCAGGACGAAGCGUUGGACAUGAGUAAAAAUAAGUAUUUAGAUGAGGUGGAAGAUGAUGCUUUCGAGACGCAAAAUUCGGGGCAAAGUUUGCAGAAUAGAAAAAAGCGCAGCAGAGCAGCAUUCUCACACGCACAAGUGUAUGAAUUAGAAAGAAGAUUUGCCGCUCAAAAAUAUUUGUCGGGUCCGGAGAGGGCAGAUCUGGCACGCGGCUUAAAAUUAACGGAGACGCAAGUCAAGAUCUGGUUUCAAAAUCGACGAUACAAGACCAAGCGGCGCCAACAGCAGGAAUUAGGUGCCCUCGUAAAUUCUGGAAGCGCCAGACGCGUGGCUGUACGCGUCCUGGUACAUCCGGACGAGCAUUUGAGGGGAUUGCCUCUUCGUGGUUCCGGACAACUUCCCGGCCAAAUGCCGAGCCCGCAAAUUCACCCCGCGAACAAAGCGCUCGGCGGCUUCCCAUAUUACUGUCUACCGUAUCAUCCGCUACUCUGUCCGCCCCUGCACGCCACCCACGUUCAGGUACAGAGCCCGAUCGCGCCCGACUUCGAUCCGAAUCAAAUCUCGAAAAUCAAGAACGAGAAAUGAACGAUAGAUUUCUCGCGAAAUGUCGAGUAUCGUUUCAUCAUAUCACCAAGAUAGUCACUUACGUGCAUGAUGUAAAAUACAAUCAUUUAGAAUAAUGGUAUCUUAGUAUCGCGAAAUAUCGAAAGAAGACUUUGAAAAUCUGCGACUUUGUCUAAAAUAUGAAUUGAACGACUUGAAACAACAGCAUGCUCAAUUACACACGCGAAAAUCAUGAUCAGCAAAGCUGAUCUACAGCGCGAACGAAUUCCAAUGUCAAAUUUAUUCCGGCGAAAAGAAUGCAUAAUUAUUUAGCAAAUUGUUCAUUUCAACAUCGUUCAUUUUUCAACAUCAAGGGAUUUAUAUCUGAUGUUCAGAUUUAUCGUACAUACUUGCAAGAGAAGAAAACACAGAGUAGAGUCGCCCUCUUAUAUGAUCCAUGCGGUAUAUUCCACAUAUGAUGAUAUAUUUUUUCUGACAAAAAAAAUAAAACAAAUAGACAUGAUAAUAAUUAGAAAAAGAUUGAUAAAAAUAUUUUGUAAUUAACAUCUGACCUACAUCUAAUUUCGCAUUCUAAUUGAUUUAAUUUAAAA
Molecule: messenger RNA, 2189 nt
Organism: Camponotus floridanus (Florida carpenter ant)
Lineage: Eukaryota; Metazoa; Arthropoda; Insecta; Hymenoptera; Formicidae
Product: homeobox protein Nkx-2.5
Exons: 3
Coding region: 607-1620 (337 amino acids)
Biological process (GO): cell differentiation; regulation of transcription by RNA polymerase II
Cellular component (GO): nucleus
Molecular function (GO): RNA polymerase II cis-regulatory region sequence-specific DNA binding; DNA-binding transcription factor activity, RNA polymerase II-specific
Source: RefSeq, a predicted model, not a curated record